Messenger RNA from Xiphias gladius (swordfish), 3284 nucleotides. Its product is annotated as sodium-coupled neutral amino acid transporter 3-like. The transcript is spliced from 16 exons. Lineage: Eukaryota; Metazoa; Chordata; Actinopteri; Istiophoriformes; Xiphiidae. The coding region runs from base 578 to 2008 and encodes 476 amino acids. Gene Ontology annotation, biological process: glycine transport; L-histidine transmembrane transport; serine transport. The record is from RefSeq and is a predicted model, not a curated record. Gene Ontology annotation, molecular function: glycine transmembrane transporter activity; L-glutamine transmembrane transporter activity.
GAGCAUCCACCCCUGCUGAUACAAAGCCCACCUUAGAUGUUCGCCCCUCCUUUCUACCUGCAUAGUCUGUAAUGACAUGGUAAUUGGUCUCCAGCGCGCUCCCCAGAAUCCCUGUUGAGUCGAGGGGCUCCUGGGACUACCUGUAGCCCCGCGCGGCAGACUGCAGGCAUUUCCAUUCCCAUUGUCCAGGCCCCCGGUCCGGAUAAACUUUUUCAGUGCACGCCACCCGGUGAGCGGAUCGCUGCGGUCUCCUCGUAACUGUGACACCACCUGUAGCUGGUUUAACAAAGGGUUAAGCAAGGGCGUUCCCAUUUCCCGUUUGCUCCCUCCCAGCCCCUAAUCUCUCUCACUCUCUCCUCUCUUCACGACCAAGGAGCGUAGGGGAGACUCCUAAGUGCAAAGCUAUACAUAAACAUUGGCGGUGCGAAAAUUCAGGUUAAUUGGCGCGAGGAAUUAUUCACCCAAUAUCCAGAAAAGACGACCAGGGCUGACCACUGAGAAAAGUUUGAAGAGGAUUCUUUCAGUCCAGCAAAAGCAGAUCUUUAAAGUCUCUCAAGUCACAACCCCAGCACCCGGAAUGGAGCUUCAGAAGAUGAAUGGACAUAGCAAGGAAGAUGGGUUUGAUGGGCUGGAUGCUUUGGCUGAACACGAGGAGUUUCUCCCACAUAAAACUGGCGUUAAGAAGGAAAUCCACUUUACAGAUUUCGAGGGAAAGACGUCAUUUGGCAUGUCCAUCUUUAACCUCAGUAACGCCAUAAUGGGCAGUGGAAUUCUGGGAUUGGCUUUUGCAAUGUCCAACACCGGAAUCAUUCUUUUUUUAAUCCUGUUGGUGUGCAUUGCCAUUCUUUCUGCAUACUCAAUUCAUCUCCUGCUGAGAAGUGCUGGAGUUGUUGGAAUCCGGGCUUAUGAGCAGCUUGGGAAUCGGGCUUUUGGCCCCCCAGGAAAAUUGCUGGCUGCCAGCGUUAUUACAAUACACAACAUUGGAGCAAUGUCCAGCUAUCUCUUCAUCAUCAAGUCUGAGCUCCCACUGGUUAUUAAAGCUUUCCUUCAAAACCAAGAAAACACAGGAGAAUGGUUCAUGAAUGGAAACUACUUGAUCAUCAUUGUUAGCGCUUUCAUCAUCCUUCCUCUAGCACUCAUGAAACAACUUGGUUACCUGGGCUAUACAAGUGGCUUCUCCCUCUCUUGCAUGGUGUUUUUCCUCAUUUCGGUCAUUUACAAGAAAUUCAACAUUUUGUGCCCGCUCGAUGAUACACAUCAUAAUAUGACUCCUGCUGCUGAUGACCACACUACCAUUAAUGGGACAGGCGACUUCUGUGAGGCCAAGCUAUUUACCAUCAACUCACAGACCGCGUACACCAUCCCAAUUCUGGCUUUUGCUUUUGUCUGCCACCCAGAGGUGCUACCAAUCUACACUGAACUACGAGAUGCCACCAAGAAACGAAUGCAGGGUGUUGCCAAUGUCUCCAUCUUGGCCAUGUUUGUCAUGUACCUGCUGACUGCUCUUUUCGGUUACCUCACCUUUUAUGGUGCUGUGGAGUCAGAGCUGUUACACACCUAUAUUCGCGUUGGCUCCGGGGACGUCCUCAUUCUCUGUGUGCGUCUGGCUGUGCUGGUGGCCGUCACCCUGACCGUCCCUGUGGUUCUCUUCCCAAUCCGCAGGGCUUUGCUCCAGAUCUUGUUCCCUGAUAAGCCUUUCCACUGGGUCAGACACAUUGCCAUUGCAUUUUGUCUCGUCUUCUUGGUCAACCUGCUGGUUAUCUUUGUGCCCUCCAUCCGCGACAUCUUUGGCCUCAUCGGAGCCACAUCUGCCCCCAGCCUCAUCUUCAUCCUACCUGGAAUCUUCUACAUCCGCAUUGUUCCUGAAGACCAGGAGCCUUUUCUGUCCAGACCCAAAAUUCAGGCCGCAUGCUUUGCUGCAAUGGGAUUCGUCUUUAUGAUCAUGAGUUUGUCAUUUAUCAUCACUGACUGGGUGACUGGAGAGUCCCGAAGUGGAGGUGGGCACUAGCUCCCAUGACUGAACAGAGAUACCAUGAAAAGAAUGCCAACCAAAACUCCAUGUCAUUAAAUUACCCCUUAUCUGCCGCAUUCUCAUCCAAAGCCAAACAGGAAAGUUUGGCUGCACAAGACGAAGGAUAUGUGAAGGACCUUCGCCUACAACCAGAAAAAAAAAAAAAAAGAAAGUUUUUUUGACAUGUGCUUGGGCAAACAAAAGGUCCUAUAAUGGAGGAGAGAACACAGAUGCAAGAGAAUACAAAGCAAAGUGUUCCAACUGAAUAAAACCUGAGUCACAGGUUGUUUGGAGGGGAUGUAUAAAAAAUUCAAAAGACAGGAAAAGUCUAACAGCAUAAAGGAUGAAUGGGAACAGCAUGACUCAAAUGGAAACACCAUUUUAGAGUUUGGAUGUGUAGAGUUCCCUGGAAUAGCUCAGUCACUUCCAAUAGCCUUCCAAUGUACUUCCCUACCGUCGCCGAGUUUACACGAGAGAAAUUCGAUUAGGCAGUUAUUUCCUUUUCCCAGGAGUUCGCAUUUCAUCAAACAAAAUAAGACAUUUUAGGUUGUUCAUUCAUCGGUUGCUAUAUCAAUGUGCAUUUAAAGCUGUCAAAUCUGUCGAAAUUUUAAAUUUCACUAAACCCAGCUAAAUAUGACCAGUGACGAUUAGCCUGCAGUUCCAUGCUAACCAUUCCAAUCUAUCAAAAAAAACAAUUUCAAUUAUUUGUAUAUGGAACUGAAUUAAAGUGUUUAAUGUGAUAUUUUGUUAAUAUAUUCUGACACUCAACGUAACUAUUGUAAAGGUUAUCAUCUUCAAAACUGAUCUCGAGUUGACCUUGUGAGAUUGAUCCAGCAGAUGCGUUGCAGUUUGCGGGGUUUUUGCUGCCGUUAAUGAAGGCCUAACAGAUUGUUAAUGACAAUCAGGUGCAUAGAAAGACACAGAAAAGUGAUCUCUACAAUUUUUAAGUUUCUAUAUGUCCUAUAAAACAUGCAUAGCUGCAAACCAAAGAAUAUAUUUAUUGUGUCACAUUAAAUGGGAUGCAACACUAUUUUUUUUUACCACCACGUUUGGCAAAGGCCUAUUACAAGUUGCGCGUAUAAAGAUCCAGUGUUAAAAAAUGCUUUGUCUCUUCAGCAGUCCCAGAAACUGUUCAGUAUGGUGAAUAAUGACAUAUGGAUUUAAGUUAAAAUGAAUAGAUUCUUUUUUUGUCUUUAAAAUUUGCUUUUCAUCCUGUAUAUUUUUAAAUUAAUUUGAAUGUUGUUAUCUGUCAAUAAAAUGUCUUUCAUUUGUA